AUGGUCAACGUCCCGCCGGAUUACGCAUUCCUAGCUGAUGGCACCCCGUUCCUGCAGCUCCUUACUCCGGAGCUGCACAUUUACUUCUCUGCAGCGAGCAUAGAGAGAGCGUGCCGAUGCGGAUUGCAGGCGUUGGUGGCGGACGGUGUGCAUGAUCUGCAGCCUAACGCCACCAACAAAACAGGUCAAGUAUAUAUCAUCCACGGAGUGGUGGCGAACUCCGUGGAUAUGUCGCUGCUUUACGCCAUCACAUUAAGUCGACUCCAAUGCAAACUUUGUGCUUUUGCCUUUUGGAAGAACGAGCAGAUGUACGACACGAUUUUCGGGACGACGAGGGACGCGAUCGCCGCCGCAGGAGGAGCGCUGGAUUUACGGAUUAUUGUGGAUUUUGAAAAUCGCGGCAAAGAGGGCCUCCCUGAUGCAUCUGUAGAGUGGUGCGCUUUUCAUUCAGCGCAGGCUUGGAAUAGAAAAAGAGAUGCACUUGGAUUGCGCCCACAG
Molecule: messenger RNA, 498 nt
Organism: Ostertagia ostertagi
Lineage: Eukaryota; Metazoa; Nematoda; Chromadorea; Rhabditida; Trichostrongylidae
Source: the annotation of a GenBank genome assembly